UUAGUAUGCCAACAUCUCUAACAGACCAAAGGGCAGAAGGCCAGCAGUCACUCGCUCUGAGACGCUGAAAAGAACAGCUUUAGUUAUAGCGAGAUUUACUUUGAGCUGUCUACGAACAUUUACUAUCUGACCAAAUGGCAACCACAGAGCUCUACACAAAGGGGGCAUGUGUGUGGGUGCCAGACCCAGAAGCUGUGUGGGUGUCUGCACAACUGCUUCGAGACUACAGUCCUGGAGACCAGCAGAUCUCAAUCCAGCUACCUGAUGGCAGAGAGAUGGAGUAUCCAGUCUUGCCUCCGGCUGGUCUUCCACCUCUUGGUAACCCUGAUAUUUUGGAGGGAGAAAAUGACCUCACAGCCCUGACUUUUCUCCACGAGCCAGCCGUACUUCACAACUUGCGUGUGCGCUUUCUCGACUACAGUAGUAUCUAUACUUACUGCGGGAUCGUGUUGGUGGCAUUAAAUCCAUACGAGCCGUUGCCCAUUUAUGGAGAAGAGGUGAUUGACGCUUACAGCGGACAGGACAUGGCUGAUAUGGAGCCCCACAUUUUUUCUGUGGCUGAAGAGGCGUACCGAACGAUGAUCAGGGAGGAGAAAAACCAGUCCAUCAUAAUCAGUGGAGAAUCAGGCUCAGGUAAAACUGUAUCUGCUAAAUUCACCAUGCGCUACUUUGCUGUUGUGGGUGGUGCGGCCCAACAGACCAGUGUGGAGGAGAAAGUCCUGGCAUCCAAUCCCAUCAUGGAGGCAAUUGGUAAUGCAAAAACAACUCGCAAUGACAACAGCAGCCGUUUUGGGAAAUAUAUUGAGAUCGGAUUUGGAUGUAAAGGGGACAUUAUUGGGGCAAACAUGAGGACCUACUUGCUGGAGAAAUCAAGAGUCGUCUUUCAGGCAGCUGACGAGAGAAAUUACCACAUCUUCUACCAGCUUUGUGCUUCCAGAGAUUUGCCAGAGCUGAGGACACUUAGACUUGAUUCUGCAGAGAAUUUCCAUUACACCAACCAAGGACAAGAUGUGCACAUUUCGGGUACAGAUGAUGUAGUCGAGCUAGAGCGGACAAGAAAUGCCUUUACUAUACUUGGAGUGCAAACAGACCAGCAGAUGGAGAUAUUUCGUAUCCUGGCAGCUAUUCUUCACUUGGGGAAUGUCAACAUACAAGCCAGCGGUCGUGGUGGGGACCGCAGCUACAUUGAUGGCGAUGACCGUUCCUUGGCAGUCUUUGCCAAGCUUUUGAGGGUGGAAGGUGCUCAGAUGGCCCAAUGGCUAUGCCACAGGAGACUAGCAGUGGGUGGGGAAAUGCUUGUAAAGCCCAUGACUGGCCAACAGGCAAAUGAGGCACGGGAUGCUCUGGCUAAGCAUGUGUACGAGCAACUGUUCACAUGGACAGUGCAGAGGCUCAACUCAUCCUUACGAGCACACCGGGAAAAGCCUAAAUCUUUCACAGGAGUCCUUGAUAUCUAUGGGUUUGAGACUUUCGACAGAAAUAGUUUUGAGCAAUUCUGUAUCAACUAUGCAAAUGAGAAACUUCAGCAGCAAUUCAACAGACAUGUGUUUCAGCUGGAGCAGGAGGAGUACCUGCGAGAGGAGCUUCCCUGGAACCGUAUUGAAUUCAGUGAUAAUCAGCCAUGCAUUGCACUCAUUGAAGGCCAGCUGGGCCUACUUGAUCUUCUGGAUGAAGAAUGCAGAAUGCCAAAAGGUUCAGAUGACAACUGGGCUCGAAAGCUUUAUGACCAGCACCUAAACCACAGCCCUCAUUUUCUUAAACCACGCAUGUCCAACUCUGCAUUCAUUAUUGUGCAUUUUGCUGAUAAGGUUCAGUACGAGUGUGAUGGCUUUUUGGACAAGAACCGAGACACUGUAUUUGAGGAGCCCAUCAAUAUACUGAGAGCUAGUCAGUCAGAACUAGUUGCAGAGUUGUUCCAGAAAGAGUCAGCAGGGGGAUGUCUUCCUAACUCCACUCUUGCAAAUGGAAGCGUACGUUCAGGGAAAAGAGCUCACAGAGAGCACAAAUUAACUGUGGGCUUUCAGUUUCGCCAAUCCCUGCAACUUUUAAUGGACACCUUGAACAGCACUACCCCUCAUUAUGUUCGCUGCAUAAAGUCCAAUGACCUCAAAAAGCCCUUUCUAUUUGAUCCCAAGCGAGCUGUGCAGCAGCUGCGAGCAUGUGGAGUCUUAGAGACCAUCCAAAUUAGUGCCGCAGGCUACCCUUCCAGGCAAGUUUACUUAUUACUUCAACCAAAUUCUAGGUGGACAUAUGAGGAGUUCUUCGCCCGUUACCGGGUGCUGCUACAAGGUUUUGUUUCUCAGGAUGAUGUGCGCCAUUCCUGUCAGAGCACCCUUCCUGAUCUUAUCCCUGAUCCGGAGCAAUACUGCUUUGGCAAGACCAAGGUUUUCUUCCGGGCUGGGCAAGUAGCGGUUCUGGAGAAGCUUAGAGGAGAUCGGCUACAUGCAGCAGGGGUUUUGAUCCAAAGCUGGGUGAGAGGAUGGCAACAGCGUAGGCAUUAUCAGCGGCUCCGGCAGGCCACAUCUAUCCUGCAGCGGUACACCAGAGGAACCCUGGCCCGAAGGUUGGCGUGGACCCUUCGUUAUACACGUGCUGCUUUAAUCAUCCAGAAAACAUACCGCAUGCUGGCUGUGCGACAGCUUUAUCUGACCAUCAGAGGGGCCACCAUUAAAAUCCAGGCCUUCAUCAGAGGAACCAAGGCUCGUCGCAUUUAUUCACAGAUGCUGACAGAGCGGGCAGUGGUGAUCUUACAGGCACGGGUGCGAGGAUGGCUGGCCCGGAGCAGCUACAGGCGCAUUAGAGGCGCAGUGGUGCUCAUGCAGUGUUGUGUUCGUAGAAGAGCAGCACGUAGAGAGCUGCUGCGUUUGCGUGCUGACGCUCGAUCUGUGGAGAAGUACAGAGAACUUAAUAAAGGCAUGGAAGUCAAACUCAUGCAGCUGCAGCUUCGAGCCGACCAACAGGCAAGAGAAAGCGCAUCCCUGAGGGAAACUCUUCAGACCGAGCGUGACGCUCACACCUCAGAGCUGGAGAAUCUGCACUCCAGCCUUCUCAAACUGCAGAACCAGCUGAAGGAGAGCAUAAACACAGCUCCUUUAGUCAGCCAAAAACAGGAGGAGGAGUGGAGGAGAGCUGAGGAGAAGGCCAAACAGGAGAUUCUCCAGCUAACACAGGAAAUCCAAGCUCUGAGAGUUGACAGAGACUCUCUGCAGAAAGAGAGAGAUAGUUUGGCUAUUCGUUUACAGGAUCAGGAAAAAGCUCAGGAGGAGCGUAGGCAGCAGUCUGUAGAUCAGGCAGAUGCUUCAGUGCGAGCAGAGCUGGAAGAGGAGAGAAGGAGAUACCAGAGUUUACUGAGAGAGUUUACAAGACUAGAGCAAAGAUACGACAACCUCAGAGACAUGAGCUUAUUCACCACAAAUGAGCGUGCACGUGGACAUCGACGAACAGAUUCCACCGUGUCUUUAGAACCUCCUUCACUCGUCACAUCACCGUUCUCCAGCUCACCCGUCUUCCCUUCACCCGAACAGGUCAGGAGGAUCAGCGUAACAUCACCCUCCGACAGGGGACGCUGGAGCCAAGAACAUCCUCUGAGCAUGCUGAUGGAGGAUAUGAGUGUUGCAAAGGAUGCAGCUGAGAGGAUGAAGAGCGAGGAUUUCAGACAUGCCUACGAUGCUGUUCGUGUGGCCAACAAGUUUCUAGAGACGCAGCUGUUGUCUCAGAGAGCGCAGUGGGAGCAGGAGAUUUCAGCUCUCAGGACGAAUCUUCAGCAGCUACAAGACAGAGACACGCCUGGAGAUCCUGACAAAAAUGAUCUAUUGGAGCAGGUGAUGGUUCGAGAGCAGGAAUGUGUCCGAUUGCGGCGUGAGCUUAAGGAGCUGAAACAUACCGUGAGCCUCAGGAGAAUUCUGUCUUAUUCAGGUCUAGUCGUGGCCGAGUCUCAGGACCCAACAUCUCCUUCUUCUCAGCGGAACCAGACGAUCACUGGACUGCUGGAGUGCAGGAAAAAAGAUGAGAGCAAACUGAUCAAACACCUCAUAACAGACGUGCGAGCAGAGAGCGUCUUGUCUUCAUCUCCUGGACUAGCGGCUCGGGUUUUGUUUCUGUGUGUGCGUCAGGUGGACUGCAGCGGAGAUCAGGCACGGGUCAAGGGACUUUGCAGUGCUGUUGUGACCGGCAUUAAAACUGCCCUGAAGAAACAUGGCAAUGAUCUGGACAUGACGGCUGUGUGGCUGAAGAACUCGUAUGUGCUCAGAGACUUGCUGCUCCAGCACUCUCCCCGACAGGAGUCGAGGGGUUCAGAGGAUCUGCUUCCUCUAGUGACGGAUGUGCAGGAGUUUGUUCGAGCUCUCAGUGAUCUGUGCAUUCAGUCCUAUCAGCAGCUGCUGUCCAUCUCCGAGAGCCGCCUGCAGCCCAUCAUCAUCCCGGCGAUGCUGGAGAGUGAGAUGAUUCCUGGUCUGGCUGGAUCCUCAGUAAAGCUGAGCGCUGCUCGUAAGCGGGCCGGUUCAGAUCCGCGUCCUCCAGGCGGUUCAGAAGGAGUCAGUAUGUCCUCAGUCCUGCGGGAGCUUUCGGCCCUUCACACGGCCUUGUCCCGUCAACACCUGCCCUCCGUCCUGCAGGAACAGGCCUUUCACCAGCUCGUGUACCUGCUGUCCGCAUCCACCCUCAACAGUCUGCUGCUGCGCAAGGACAUGUGCUGCUGGAGCCGAGGCCUGCAGAUCCGGUAUAAUGUGAGCGUGCUGGAGGAGUGGCUGCGGGCUCGUUCUCUUCAGACAGGAGGCGCUGUGGGGACUCUGGAGCCGCUGAUACAGGCCGCACAGCUCCUGCAGAUGAGCAAGAAGACUGAAGCGGACGCACAGGCCAUGGUUCAAGCCUGCAGCGCACUGACUAACCAGCAGAUGGUGAAGAUCUUGAGUCUGUACACACCUCAGAGUGAUCUGGAGGAGCGAGUGACGCUCAACUUCAUCCGUCUGGUUCAGGCUCUGCUGAAGGGCCGCUCGGAAGGUCCUCCUCAGCUGCUGCUGGACGUCCGGCGUGUGUUUCCUGUCACCUUCCCUCAUGAUCCUCCAGCGCAGGUCACCGCAGAGCAGAUGCAGAUCCCUGAGGCCCUCAAGAUCAACUUCCUGCGCAGAGUCUGAACACACUGCUCCUACACCGCACACACACACACGUCUUUCUGCUUUGAUCAAUCAGGAAAGGCACUUUUACUUGUUAUUCCAGCAUUUCUUUUAUGUUGUGUUGGGAUCUUAUUUUAGAAGAUUUAUUUUUAGCUUUUUGAUAUUCUCAACGUGUUACUCCCUUAUUAAUAAUAGUAAUAAUAAUAAUAAUAAUAAUAGUAAAAUACAUUUAAAGCAUAACUAUUUUACACUUGCUAUUCGGGCAGAAAUAAAAUGUAAUUUUGUCUUGUUGUACUACACUUGUUUGAAUUUUUUUCAACAUUUUUUAAAACAAUAAAUAAAUAAUUUGUUUUUAAAUGAAAUGUAAUUAUUUUUAAGCCUUUUAUAUUUGCACUUUGAUAUUUUUAUGAAGGGGACACAUAUUAGUUGGAUUACAAAGUCAUGAUUAUUUGAUCAAUCUCUCUUAGAAAUGUUUCAACUAAUAAUAAAUCAGUAUCUCUAAAGUUUUAUAAUCAUGUUGCGCAUGUACAUUUUCUUAAUAAAUAUUAUGUAUAGUAACAAUUGAAAUAUAAUUGAGUUCUGCAUCUACAGUUCAGUUUAUUUGUGCAUUUCAGUUUUUAUAUCAGUUUUAAAUAUUAACUAUACACCUUAAAUGACAAACACAUUUUAAAAGGUUACAUACACAACAAUGUAGAAAAAGUGUGUGUGUGUGUGUGUGUGUAUCCUUCCAUCCAUCC
This is a messenger RNA of Danio rerio (zebrafish), 5848 nucleotides long. Lineage: Eukaryota; Metazoa; Chordata; Actinopteri; Cypriniformes; Danionidae. The record is from RefSeq and is a predicted model, not a curated record.